Molecule: messenger RNA, 435 nt
Organism: Mercenaria mercenaria
Lineage: Eukaryota; Metazoa; Mollusca; Bivalvia; Venerida; Veneridae
Exons: 1
Coding region: 1-435 (144 amino acids)
Source: RefSeq, a predicted model, not a curated record
AUGACAGGCAAUUCAAACAGUUCUUUGGCAGACGUACUGGCAGAUAUCAAGAAAUUCAGGAAAGAAAUAAACCAAAGACUAGAUGAACUAGAGAGACAAGCAGAUGCAGCAAAGACCAUAAAACAAGAGAAUGCCAAGAAUCUGAAGACAACAGAAAUAACAUGUGACGAUGUAACUAAAUCUCUGAAGAUAAUGUACCACGCCAUCGAGCAUUUUAACACAUCAAAGCAAGCAGAUCGACUUUUCAUGAAAGUCAUAGAUAACAUUACUGACCAAUGUCACAAGAUGUCAGAAGAUGUGAAGAAAACGACAGGCAAUUCAAACAGUUCUUUGGCAGACGUACUGGCAGAUAUCAAGAAAUUCCGGAAAGAAAUAAACCAAAGGUUAGAUGAUCUGGAGAGACGAGCAGAAGAUGCAGCAAAGGCAAUGCAAUAA